Engraulis encrasicolus (European anchovy) is the source of this 4943-nucleotide messenger RNA. RefSeq names its product ADAMTS-like 2 (gene adamtsl2). Lineage: Eukaryota; Metazoa; Chordata; Actinopteri; Clupeiformes; Engraulidae. Gene Ontology annotation, cellular component: extracellular matrix. The record is from RefSeq and is a predicted model, not a curated record. Gene Ontology annotation, biological process: extracellular matrix organization; proteolysis. Bases 124 to 3057 code for a protein of 977 amino acids. Gene Ontology annotation, molecular function: metalloendopeptidase activity. The transcript has 20 exons.
ACACACCUUACUCUCCUCAAAAGACACAUCUUGCCGGCAGCACCACAACUGGCCAGCCACUACUGCUCAACCUGACUCAGACGCACACACACUCCUGCUACAGCCCUCUGGACUGCACUCAGGAUGAGGAUGGUGCUGGGGGACCAGUGGAUAGAGAGCAGUCUGGUUCUGAUGGGCAUUGUGACACUCGCUCUCUCCCUGGGCAACCUCUCCAGCCGAGGACAGGAAGAGGUUGUUGCUUCCAACAGUUUGGAGGAUGAACAAGAGGUGACGACGUACUGGUGGGGGGAGUGGGCCAAAUGGACCGCCUGCACGCGCACCUGUGGAGGCGGGGUGAUGACGCAAGAGAGACACUGUCUCAAGCAGAGAAAGAGAACAACGGCUGGCAAGAACAAUAUGACCUGCACAGGCAGCGCCAAGAAAUACAGCCUCUGCAAUACCAAGGAUUGCCCUUCGACUGGCAGCAGUUUCAGAGAAGAGCAGUGCUGGUCCUUCAACUCACAGGUUUACAGUGGCAAAAGCUAUGACUGGAAGCCCCUCUAUCCUGAUGACUAUGUGCAUAUCUCGAGUAACCCCUGCGACCUCCACUGCACGACCACGGAUGGCCAGCGGCAGCUGAUGGUGCCGGCCCGCGACGGCACGUCUUGCAAGUACAGCAGCUAUAGGGGCGUGUGUGUAAAUGGACGAUGUGAGCCAAUCGGAUGCGACGGCGUGCUCUUCUCCCCAAAAACACUGGACAAGUGCGGCGUCUGUCAGGGGGACGGCAGCAGCUGCAGCAGGGUCACGGGAAACUUCCGGCGCGGGGCCUCCACUCUGGGAUACUCUUUCAUCACCCAAAUCCCAGAGGGCUCCUGGGAUAUUCAGAUAAUUGAAAGGAAAAAAUCUGCUGAUAUCCUAGCGGUGACAGAUCAGGCUGGGAACUUCUUCUUCAACGGAGCCUACAAGGUGGACGCCCCACAGAACUUCCAUGCCGCGGGCACCAUCUUCAAGUACCGCCGGCCCACUGACGUCUACGAGACCGGGAUCGAGUACAUCGUGGCCAAGGGCCCCAUCGAUCAGCCCAUCAAUGUUCUGGUGUGGAACCAGAAUGGCCGCAACCCCUACAUCACCUACGAGUACACGGUGCUACGGGACGCCCUGCCCCCCAUCUCCCAGCCCCCCCUCUACACCGGCCCCGACACAGGGGGCAACGGGGACGUCUCCGUGGAGGUGGGCCACGCGCUGACGCCCCCCCACCAGAACGAGACGGUGUACCACAGCGGAGGAGGAGGAGGUGUUGGGGUGGGGGAAGAGGAGCCCAAUCACGUCUCCAAGCCCGGGUCACAUGACGCGGGAGGCGGGACAGGGGAGGGGCAGAUCAUGGGGCAGGUGUCCAAUGAGGUGUACGCUGAGACGCCAGGGGUGGACUGUGAUGAUGCGGGACCUGUGACGCCACAACAACUGGGCAACACAGAGGGCAACAGCACCAGCAGCGGCCUGCCCAGCGGCCUGGUGGCCCCGCCCCUGGCCACGCCCAACCGUCUCGGGGACAAGAUGGCCGACCCCGACAACCUCAUCUGGAGGCUGCUGAUGGGCGAGGGGAUUGGCCAGGACAAGCUGUCCGUCAACAUCACCACCAAUCAGCUUCUCACUCAGGGCGAGGGCGGCCAGUUCUCGGCCGAUCUGGGGCCGCUGGAGCUGGACUACGGCAGCCUGGAGUCCAACGCCGGGUUUGGGCUGAACGGCUCCACGCUGCUAGAGUUCACACUGGGCCGCAGGAGCAACGAGUCGGGUGACUUGCCCCUGCAGAACAGGACUCUCUUCCCCAGCCUGCGGAAUGGGAACCGCACCGGUCGCACAAGGAAUCAUCAGAAAUUCCUGCAGAAGAAUUUCAAGUUGAGUCCGGCCGAUAUGUACCGCUGGAAACUCUCCUCCCAGGAGCCCUGCAGCAUGACGUGCUCCAUCGGUGUGUCCAGGUCGUUCGCCAUGUGUGUACGUUAUGACGGGGUGGAGGUGGAGGAUAGACACUGCGACGCUCUGACGCGACCCGAGCCGGUCCACGACUUCUGCAUCGGCAGGGAAUGCCAACCCAGGUGGGAGGCCAGCAGCUGGAGCGAGUGCUCGCGGACGUGCGGCGAGGGCUUCCAGUUCCGCCUGGUGCGCUGCUGGAAGAUGCUGUCGCCCGGCCUGGACAGCUCCGUCUACAACGACCUCUGCACCCUGGCCGACCUUGAGCGGCCCCCGGAGCGCCGGCCCUGCAAGAGCCCCACGUGCGGCCCACAGUGGGAGGUGGCCGAGUGGUCCGAGUGUCCCGCCAAAUGUGGAAGCAGGGCCCUGGUGUCACGUGAUGUGAGAUGCUCCGACGAAACGAGGCCUUGUGAUGAGGGAACUCGUCCGCCAGCGAUGAAGAACUGCACUGGGCCGCCGUGUGAAAGACAGUGGACCGUAUCAGAGUGGGGACCGUGCUCCGGGUCCUGUGGACAAGGGAAAAUGGUGCGACACGUGUACUGCAAAACACCAGAGGGGCGAGUGGUUCCGGAGAGCCAGUGUUCAUCAGAGAACAAGCCCCUGGCCAUCCACCCAUGCGGGGACAAGGACUGCCCGCCAGACUGGCUGACACAGGACUGGGAGAGGUGCAACACGACGUGUGGCCGUGGCAUCAAGCAGAGGAUAGUGCUGUGUGCGGGCAUCACCAGCGGGAAGUUCCAGAUCCACGAGGAGGAGGUGUGCAACCCUGAAGCUCGGCCUGAGCACGACAGCACCUGCUUCGAGAGGCCCUGCUUCAAGUGGUACACCACACCUUGGUCAGGGUGCACUAAGACGUGUGGAAUCGGCGUACGUAUGCGAGAUGUGAAGUGCUACCAGGGCAGGGAGCUGGUGAGGGGAUGUGACCCGCUAACGAAGCCUGUUGCCAAGCAGACCUGCGCUCUCCAGCCCUGUCCAACAGAACCUCCAGAUGAGAACUGCAACGACCGUCCUACGACGAACUGCUCGCUAGCCCUGAAGGUGAACCUGUGCAGCCACUGGUACUACAGCAAAGCCUGCUGCCACUCCUGCCGUACUCUCCGCGCCUCCUAGUCAUCUCACCUCAUGUGACAGCUGCACACCCGACCCGUAUAUGACACUUUGACCAAAUCCUCAAUAUAUGACGCCAAAGGCUCUUCCUUUUUGUGUUGCACCUUGAAAAAAGGCAAAGAUACCCCUCUUUGCAUUGCGUCGUGAAGCAGAUGGCUAACACUGUGACAAGCAUGCUUCAGUGACUGUUGAUGUUUAGGGAAACGUUGAAGUCUUGCGUCAUGAUGCAAUGCAAAAUGGGGACCUUUGACCUUUGAACUGUGAGACAUGGGUAUAAAUAUAGGCUUUGGCGUCAUAUAUUGAAGCAUUGGGGUGUGAGACGGGGUUGCACGUACGUCAUGUCUCCUCUCCAGUUCCCAUGAGGCCUUGGGAGGCCCCCGCGCCCCCCCGACCACCAGUGGCAGUAGGAGCAGCAGCAAGGAGUCAUGGUUCACGGCGUGUUUGGUCUCCCACCAUUCAGUAGCGCUUUUCUUGUUGACUUUAUGAUUUCGGAAGACGGGAACCACAGCUGAACUAUGACCUCCCCCCCAUUCCAGACUUCCGGGAGGGGAGGUAUCGUGUUUCCUCCCUCCGUCUCCGCUCCCAUGUACUGUUUUUGCCUCUCUCUUUUUUUGUUCUCCUCCUGCAAGACAACACAUCCUACAUAAAAUAUAGGUCACGCCGGGAGAAAUUAAGGGGCUAGCCAGUAAAAGUUAGUCUGUUUUUUAUGAAUAAAAAUCAUAGCUUUAUUGUUAACAGAUAUUUUCUUUGUUUUUUAAUCUUUUAUUUUACUUACGUGAAAGAAACUCGUGAAUUUGUUUUAUAAAAGUAAAAGUAUUAAAUAAUAUUAAAUAUCCAGCUGUCAAGCUAUUCAGAAUCUUGAGUUUUUUGUUUUGAAGUGUGUUUGGCAUUUUCACUGCUAUUGAAGAUUAAGUACUGUAUUUAAGGGAGAACCAACGUUGCGGUGAUACUGUGUUACAGUAAGUCACACCAGUGGAGAAAAAUGUGCUGUUUUCAUAAUAAGGUGAAAUGGCACCAUGACAGAUCUCUCACAUAAAAUCAGCUCCGCGUGAAAGGACAUUUAGGAGAUUUUAGUAUUUUAAAACGUGUAUAUUCAAAGCAACAUUAGUCUAAUAUGUGCUUAUUUUCAUGGAAGGACUUAAAUUAAGUUAUUUAAUUGUUAUAUUUGCAUGUUUUGAGUGUCAAUAAAUGCUUUCGAUGCUAAAUACACACUGUUCUCACUUUUCAGUUCCGGCUUAGUACCUUCGUUUGCUGUUUUGUCCCUCUUUGACAUAGGCCUACUGUUGGUGUACUUCACUACAUGUUUGUAACAUUUUUUUUUACUUGGGAAAACUGGACACAAAGCUUUAACCACAGCACUUUCAAUAUACAACUGGUAAACUAAUACUCAUAGAUGUAUAAAGUAAAAGUAGAAGCACUGUUACGGGUGUAAUUACAACACUAGUGGCAUGAUAUAGAUGCAACAACUAUAUAAUAUCAAGCUACUUGUAAUUACGUCCAUAACAACACUUCUACUUCUACUUUGUAUAUUUCUGCUAAUACUGCAUAAAACUCUGUAUGCCUUUGGCAGAUUCCUGACACUUGAACAUGUACAUGUUUAAAAUGUACUCACACACACAUACACACACACCUUUGUACAGUUGUUAGUCUUUGUAUUCAAAAUCAAUUCCACUUUUUUACCAUACAUACCAUACACUAUGUGACUGAACAGAAAUGACAAGUGUGUAUGUGUCUUCUGGUUCCCUCUAAACAUACUGGUAUAUGUCAGUGUAUAUAUUUCAAUGCUUUUGCCAAAGGUUUUAACAUUGUAGGCUGUUUGUAUUCACAAAUACCGCUGCCUUUCAGCUUGCCAAAAAAUGUCUUUGAUCUAUAAAAUGUCUGUCCAAACA